This is a messenger RNA of Babjeviella inositovora NRRL Y-12698, 320 nucleotides long. RefSeq lists its product as uncharacterized. The record is from RefSeq and is a predicted model, not a curated record. The transcript has a single exon. The coding region runs from base 85 to 246 and encodes 53 amino acids. NCBI's taxonomy places the organism in Eukaryota, Fungi, Ascomycota, Pichiomycetes, Serinales.
CUAUUUUUUUUUUAAUUAAAGCAGAAUCACCUUUUCAUCUUUGUACGUGUAUAAUUCAGUAUAGAUAAUCAAAUUAAAGGAGUAAUGCUAGUCGUCGUUCCUUGCUGGCAGUGUCGAUUUUACUCGCUCAAGGUAACAUUCCCCUUGCCACUAUAUUUGGGCCCACUAACAUACAGAGGGCUAUCCCAUAGAUUUAUAUGGUCUAGAAAUACGCAAUUCUAUUACUCACUUCAUAAAGAAAUAUGAAAUACGAUAUAGCUAGGCGCUGGUGCACAGCCCAAGUGUUUGGACUCUUACCCGCUAUGCAAGUUCCCUCCCGU